Acanthosepion pharaonis is the source of this 3693-nucleotide messenger RNA. Lineage: Eukaryota; Metazoa; Mollusca; Cephalopoda; Sepiida; Sepiidae. The record is from the annotation of a GenBank genome assembly.
AUGGCGGGUAGUCCAGACGACAUUCGCAAGUUGAGGAGACAAAAGUUACUUCAAUUCUCUGAACAGCGAAUGAAAAAAAUUCUUCACUCAGAUGCAGGACCUUAUUCCCAUGAGACCUCUGAAGAUCCAAGUGCCCAUCUUAUAAAUGAGGGCAGAAAUAAUGCCAGCUCAAGAGAAGAAGACCCUGGGCCAGAUACUGCUGCUAUUUCUCGUGCCCGUUCACAGCCUAGUCCAAUGGAAGCCACCAAUAGCUCAAGUACGCAAGAUAGCCUGACCACUGAAACUACUGCUGACACUGACAAAUCUCAUAUACGCAAAAGGGUGAAAACAAAUGAUGCAUUUGCUGAAAGUAAAUUCCCUGGUAUCACAACUUCAACUCCGAGCCCAAGUCCGUCUCCUCGGAGAUCACCAUUGUCGUCUGGUAAUCGAGCAUCUGGACAUGCUUGCAAUAAGGUCACACUCUCCUUGUUGCAAUUUGAUUUGAUCAGGCUUAUCAGCUGUGUUGUUCUUGCACUACUUACACGAAAGAUCCUCAAUACAGCCUGGAGUUUAUUUUUUGCCGAGUCAAUACUUGUCCCGUUCACUCUCCUUCAACUUGGUAUUUACACAUUUUUGCCGAAAUUUUGCAAGGCUGUAGUUCUUCCUGAGAGAGGGUCCAUGAUAGCAACUUGUUUAAUUGUAUGUGGCGUCGAUCAAAACACAGUUGUUACAUUUCAUAAGGUGAUUGGCUACAGUGCUUCAAUUGCUGAAGAUGUUGCAAUUUAUAUCUUCUCCUUUGUCGAGAAAAUUACAGAAAAUGGUAUUGUCUUGAGCAACACAUCUGAGAAUUCGUGGAUCAACAACUCCCCCCCCCAAAAAAAAGGGGAUACUGACAUGGACCUGGAAGACUGGAAAAUUAAAAAUGAUGGCAACCGUAAAAGGAAUGAAUCUGAUGACCUUCAUAAUGUAAAUUACAAUGAUAGACCCGUAUUUGAUGUUGUCCAUCUUCAAUAUCCUGUCUCCAUGGAAUCUGUUAUUCGUUGUCUUGACUUGAGAUUCAUCAGAGGACAUCUUGAAACAUGGCUGGGACCAUCUUUAAUCAUCCUCAAUCCUUACUCAAAUACUUUCAAGUUGCCCCUUGAAACAAAUCAGGAUGAGAAUCAUUCUAAAUUCUUGAAGCAUAAAGUCAUAGAAGUUCUUCAGGAGCUUUUUGAUACUAAAUAUCCACAGACCAUCGUCUUCAAUGGUGAGAAUGGUAGCGGUAAAACCUACAAUGCCAGUCAAGCUCUGUAUUACUUAUUUUCUCAAACCAAUCGUGGCCUGGACGUCAACAGUUGCUUCUCCAAAGUAUCAGCUGCUCUUGUUGUACUCCAAUCGCUUAUUACUGUCUCCACCCUUGGAAACCAUAGCAGUAGUCGUGUGGGUUUAUAUAUUCAGAACUACAUUCGUGAAUACAGCAUCUUUAAAACCAAAAUCAAUUGUGUUUACAUUGAUCAUGCAAGACUGACCGACGUAAAGAAUCUCAUAAACAACUACCAUAUCUUUUAUCAGAUGUUAGCUGGUUUAACGGACAAAGAAAAAAGUCAUCUCUACCUUGAUAGCUUCACCAGUACCAAAGACUUUUAUUAUUUAUCCACGGGAAACCCCCCAGCUCCACCUGAGGUUCUUAAAGAACAAUUUGAAAAAUGGAGGGCUUGCCUGAUUACUUGUGACGUAUCAUUUGAUGAUGUGACCCGAAUUUUGGCUGCUGUCCUCCUGUUAGGAAACAUCACAUUUGUGGGAAGGUCUGGUUUGGAAUUGGAUGUCAAAGGUCAAAAUGAACUGAAGGCUGUUGCUGCUCUACUUGGUGUGUCUAGUAUAACACUAUACCAAGGCUUGACAACAAGAACUUGUAUUACACCUGAAGGUAUAAAUGCAAUUCCUAUAUCAAGUGCUAACAGCGUUCAUGCCUCCAGAGAUGCUCUUGCCCGAGCUCUGUAUAUUCGAACCAUUCACACGAUUGUACGAAAAGUAAACAGCGUAUUGAAGACCCAAAUGACAAAAAAGAAAGGAAGAAAACUAUCCACUGGCAGCUGUAAAUCAGAAGAUCGCUUAAGUUCCCAUCCUUCAUUCAACAGUUGUUCAUCAGACAGAUCUACUUGUGCAACCAACACAUCAUAUGGGAAACAACCUACAAGUUUAAUUAAUAUUCUUGAUAUGUUUGGCUUUGAGAACUUCAAAACAAACGGCCUGGAACAACUAGCCAUUAAUCUUUGUUCAGAAACUCUGCAGAGCUAUUACAACUCACAUAUCUUACGCCCCAAUGUGGCGACAAGAUGCCAUUCUGGUGAAGGCAGUGGAAGUACAGACCUCGAUUACCAUGAUGACAAUGACCCAAGAGAUGAGUUAGAGAAAAAUCAAUAUUUUGAUAACCGACCCAUUAUUGAUCUUAUUUCACAUCCAGUCUUUGGUAUUUUCACUUUUCUUCAUGAAACAGUCCAAGACAAUGCAAAUCCUACCAAAUCUUUGCUUCACAGAAUCCAAGCCUCACAUCAUCGAAAUUCAUUUUUAACUGUGAAUUUAGAUUCUCCAUGUACAGUAUUUACCAUUCAUCAUUCUACAGACAGUGUUGUCUAUGAUGCGACAACAUUUACAGAGAGAAAUAAAGACACUAUUCCGGAUGACAUCGUGUGGGUUUUUUCUCAAGAAAAUUGUGUCUUUGGAUUUGCUAGUCACCUUUUCUAUCAAGAAAUCGAUGAUGGUUGCCAUCCGGGUCCUCAAGGCAAAUUGUACAAAGUUUUACCACGAGUUGGUUAUGGCAGGAUGUCCAGUCACACAAAUUCUCUAACUGAAGAUUUUUGCUUGAAACUGGAAGAAAUUCUUAAAAAGAUAUCACUCACCAGACCACAUUUUGUACACUGCAUAAAGACCAGUGAUUCACAGUCGUAUCUGACAUUUAAAAUGGACACAAUAUGCCGACAAUUAUCUGCCAUGCAAGUCGUGGAGACUGUCAAUUUGAUGAAAACAACACCUAUCCAUCGAAUGAAGUAUUCAGCCUUCAAUUGCCGUUAUCAACUUCUUCUGCCUAAAUGUUCCAAAGAUGCUGCUGUUAAUCCUGUAAAUACAAGUGCAGACAUUCUCAAUCAUCUGAAAGACAUCAGCCGUAAUUUUAGUGAGGAUGAUAACAGUUUUAAUUGGAUCUUCAGACAAAAACAUUUGCUCUUCAGUGAACUUGUGCGGCAAGAGCUAGAGGCGUACAAAUUGCACAUCUUCUAUCAAUCAGCCACUCUUAUCCAAAGUCAAUGGAGAGGCUUCCAAUGUCGAAAACGUUGGCCUUUCCUUUUGCAACAUCUACGCGCUCUUCAAUUAAGGCGAAUGGAGUUACUUUCAGCUGACAAUACAGUGUUUGUCACAACCAGUGUUUCAAAACUGGACUGGAAAACUGUUCAUCAAAUUUGUGCCAUGUAUGGCAUUGAUCCGAAAAAAACGCCUGCAGUUCCUCCUUUGAGACAUUACAGUGUCGUUGGGAACAUGAAAGUGAAGUUUCCUCAAACCAGAAUUGUCACUCAAUCCUACAAAGUUGGCAAAAAAGACUGGCUUCAAGAAGGAGAUGAAGUGAAAGUGAUUGGUCCUUCGACCAGUAAAGCAGGUCAUUUAAUUGUCCAAUGGCAAAACCAAACUCAUGAUGUGCCCCACCAGGCGUUGCUUCUAAAGACAAUGGGAACUUUGCUAUGA